GGACAGCAGAGGUUACGAGCCAUGAGGUCGCCGCUGCUGCUUGCUGCGCUCGCGAUCGCCGCCGGGCUGCCCGCCGUCCGUGCGCAGGGCAUCGCUGACAGCUUCAUCUCUGGGCUGCUGGACUCGAUAACGAGCACGGAGGAGGCGAGGGACUGCCCGGGCAUGUGCGUGCACAAGUGGGCGACGCUGAUCUGCUACGAGGUGCUGGAGGACGUGGCCUGCCCGUCGGCCACGAUGCGCUGCUGCCUGGAGGAGCCGGGCAACGCCACCGCCGCCCAGCCGGCCGCCGACAGGCCCUCGCCGCCCCCGCCACCGCCCCCGAAGCACCAGCCGCACACCAAGCCGCCGCCCUCCACCACGCGACGCCCACAGUCUUCAGAUCCUCCAUCGAAGUCCGAAGCUUCUACGACGUCUUCGCCCCCCACAGCAUCGGACAAAAAGGACACGGUGAAGCCCUGCCCGGGCCUGUGCGUGGCGGAGCGCAUCGCCGAGUACUGCGACGCGGUGCUGGAGGCGGCCGAGCUGUGCGGCGCCGGCAUGCGCUGCUGCGUGUCCCGCGACGCCUUCCCCGAAGCUCAGCCGCCGCCCAGCCUGGCCGAGCGCAACGCCAGCCGCCCCACGGCGCCACCGCCCACGCCCUCUUCGCCGCCCCCCGCCGGCGCUCCCCCGUCGCCGUCCCCGUCGCCCGCGGCGCCGAAGCAGCCGCCGCCACAGCCGCCGCCGCCCAAGCGCGUGCCCAAGCCUUGCCGCGGCGAGUGCGUGGGCAGCUUCCUCGCGCUGCUCUGCGAAGACAUCGACACCGAGGCGACGUGCCCUGACGACGGCAACUGCUGCGUCACCUACUACUCCCCGCUGGCGCCCUCCUCGCCGGCUCCCAAACCUCUCAGCACCACCACCACGGCGCCGCCGCAGAUGGUGACGGCGCCUCUGCUGCAGUCGACGCACGCGCUGCCGCGGUGCCCGGGCUUCUGCCUGCUGCGGCUGAUGUCGGGUCUGUGCGAGCGGCCGGCCGUGGUGAUCCCGCACACGUCGACGUGCGGCCGCGACUCGGUGUGCUGCGACAACACGCGCCAGCCGCCCACCACCAGCCGGCCGGCCAGGCCGCGGCCGCGGCCCACGCCGCUCCCGCAGCCCAGCACCACGGCGGCACCCGACCCGCGGCCCGACUGCCCUGGCUCUUGCAUCGUCUCCUACCUCUCCUUCACCUGCUUCCGUAAUGCAGAAAUGACAGAUCUCUUCAAGUGCCGUAAGUCUGGCACACAAUGCUGUGCAUCAAAAACUCUCAUCCGUGAAACAAUUGAAGAGAAAUCAGGGCAUUCGUCAGACCAGAACCAUACUGUUACUGCAGUUGAACCAUAUCGUCCAACUUUAAGGCCAUCACACCAUCCAGCACCACACAACCCAUAUACAACAAGUGUGGCUGCAACAACUACCACUUCAACAACAAGACCACCAGUUUACAGCAAGUAUGUAUGUGGUGUGAAGGGUACAGCACGCCAUGGUAGAGUUGUAGGUGGAGAGGAUGGGGAUCCUGGUGAAUGGUGCUGGCAAGUCGCUCUCAUAAAUUCCCUAAACCAAUAUCUCUGUGGUGGAGCACUCAUUGGCACUCAGUGGGUUCUUACAGCUGCACACUGUGUUACAAAUAUUGUGAGAUCUGGUGAUGCUAUCUACGUGCGUGUUGGUGACCAUGAUUUGACACGUAAAUAUGGAAGCCCAGGUGCACAGACAUUGCGUGUAGCAACAACAUACAUCCAUCACAACCAUAACAGCCAAACCCUGGAUAAUGACAUAGCAUUGCUGAAGUUACAUGGACAAGCUGAGCUCAAGGAUGGUGUGUGUCUAGUCUGCUUGCCUGCCAGAGGAGUUAGUCAAGCAGCUGGAAAGCGCUGCACUGUCACGGGAUAUGGAUAUAUGGGAGAGACUGGUCCUAUCCCACUGAGAGUCCGAGAAGCUGAAAUACCUAUUGUGAGUGAUGCAGAAUGUAUAAGAAAAAUCAAUGCAGUUACAGAAAAAAUCUUUAUCCUUCCAGCAAGCAGUUUUUGUGCUGGUGGAGAAGAAGGAAACGAUGCAUGUCAGGGAGAUGGAGGUGGGCCACUGGUUUGUCAAGAUGAUGGAUUUUAUGAACUAGCAGGUUUGGUAUCUUGGGGAUUUGGAUGUGGCCGAGCUGAUGUCCCAGGUGUCUAUGUGAAAGUUUCCUCCUUCAUUGGUUGGAUUAAUCAGAUUAUCAGUGUAAAUAAUCUGUAGCGAACAGAGAUAAUAGAACAUAAUUUCACUCUGUAAAUAACUCAUUCUAUUUAUAUCAUCAUUAAAUAUUUUUAUCACUGAGUUUACAGUAUCAUUUAGUGCAGUAGUAUCAAUCACCAUCAAACAUCAUAAGUAAUGCAAUAGAAUUUAUCUCAGGGUUUGAUGCCUAAAAUACAAUCAUGAUGUCUGAUAGUUGAAAAGUAUUUCAGUUUUAAGUGUAAUACAGCACAACAAAUGCAUACUGUAUUUAAAAUUUAAACAUUGUAUAAUAUCAUCUUCUAUAAUAUCUGACUGAUGCCACAGAACAUAUAAGUUUCA
Messenger RNA from Schistocerca piceifrons (Central American locust), 2562 nucleotides. It is a transcript of the gene mas, whose product is annotated as protein masquerade. The record is from RefSeq and is a predicted model, not a curated record. Gene Ontology annotation, biological process: proteolysis. Lineage: Eukaryota; Metazoa; Arthropoda; Insecta; Orthoptera; Acrididae. The coding region runs from base 22 to 2244 and encodes 740 amino acids. The transcript has 10 exons. Gene Ontology annotation, molecular function: serine-type endopeptidase activity.